CGCCCCGGAGCGGCCUGGGCCCGGAGCCGGCGCUGAGCAAGCCACGGAAUCACAAUCAAUUAGGUUGGAAAAGCCCUCUGAGAUCAUCGAGUCCAGCCUGUGACCGAACACCACCGUGUCAAACAGACCAUGGCACUGAGUGACACGUCCAGUCUUUUCUUAAGCACCUCCGGGGACGGUGACUCCACCGCCUCCCUGGGCAGCCCGUUCCAAUGUUUAAUCACCCUGUAUGUGGAUAAAUUCUUCCCAGUGUCAAAACUAAACUCCCCCUGGCACAGCUUAACACUGUCUCCUCCUGUCCUGUCGCUGGUUGCCUGGGAGAAAGAGGCUGAACCCCACCUGGCUACACCCUUCUUUUGGGUAACUGUAGUGAUGGGACAGGAGGCAAUGGCUUCAGACUGAAAGAGGGUUGGUUUAGACUGGAUACAUGGAAGAAAUUCUUUGCCAUGAGGGUAUUGAGGCACUGGGACAGGUUGCCCAGAGAAGCUGUAGAUGCCCCAUCCCUGGAAGUGUUCAAGGCCAGGCAGGACCCUGAACAACCUGGUCUAGUGGAAGAUGUUCCUGCUCACAGCAGGAGGGUGGAAUUAGAUGAGCUUUAACAUCCCUUCCAACCCAAGUCAUUUUGUGAUUCAGUUAUAAUAAUUACCCUCCUUGAAGGCCCCUUGCAAUUCUUAGCUCUAUCAGAAGUUUGCUUUCUUGGCAGCAUCCCUACAUGCUGGACAUCAUUUAUGUCCUCCUGCUUUGUAGUCUGACUGUGCCUGCAGCUCCCAAAGGAGCCAUCUCUCACUGGGGCUCUGUCUCGUGCUCCCUGCUUUGCCAGGCUCCUGGCUCAGCUGUUUGUUUGCUGAGUGAUUGGCGAAGCUGCCCUGCCUCAGCUGGGGGAGCAGAACAUGGUUCUGAAACUUUGUUUUGUCAACACUCGAUUCUGUGGCUCUAAAAGAAAAAUUUCCUCUGUUUGAUGAUCUCUUUCACCAGAAUGUUUGUGUAAAGUCUUCUGAUCAAGUGCACAAGAUUCAAUCACCCACCCAGCGACUCUGGGUAGGGCAGUUCGAGAUCCCACUGAAAUAAACCCAGGGGCUUGUACACUUUUAACCAUAUUUCAUUUGUAGUCCCAAACUCCCAGUGGAGCUUUUCCCUCCUGCCAAAAAAAUCUAUGGUCAUUUAUGGAGUUCUAUUUUCUUGCUAUUCCCAUGUAUUUCUGAUACACCAGGUCAUCCCUUGCUGAAAGACAAAAGUAUUGUUUUCAGGAUGAUGUACUGCAACAAGGGCUGCAGCAGGCAGCCUGGACAACCAAUUUCAGGCUUGUUUUAUGCAGAGUUUAAUCAAUAGAGUAGUUUGUGCAUAAGAUGAUAUAUCCAUAUAACUACACACAAAGAGAGGUGGCCACAUUUUCAAAAGGAAAAAGAAAGUGUUUGAUUUUUGCUCCUACAUGAGGCAGGGAUUUCAUCUCUUUGAACCCAAUAUCCUUCUGAUGAUUUCUGCCCUAACUGCUUCUUCUGAUUCUGAAGGGAGGGGAUAUCCAUCAAAAGCUGUUCAAAAUAAAACUGAACAAAUAUUGUUCACAAAGUGAUGCCUGAGAUUGUAGUUACCAGAUAGUGUGAUUGCCAAGAAUAUAAAUGGGUUAUGAAACAACAAGCAAGAUUCGUAGAAAGAAGGUGUCUGCAGCAGGAUUUUGGUUUCUGGGGCUGUGAGAUCCUCUUUGAAGAUCAACAUGUAGUUGGGAGAGAUGGAAAUCACCUCACGAAGUUGGACAAAUGUAUCUCUGCUGGUAGGAUGGCUGGUAAGGAGGUCUUUGAACAAGGAAUGAUGGGUGAAGGACAGAAGUCUUCACUGGCCACCACUGCAUGCAGGAUAAAUGGGAAAGACUGUUUAUGGAGUGGGCAUUUGCUUUUGGGUUUGGAUGACCACUGCAUGUGGAUGAAGCAGAAGUUGUGCUGACAGGAGUCUGGUAAUGCCCUGUUGUCCCAGGUGUCCAAGCAGACAUGUAUUGCUGGAAGAUGAUCUUGCUGUGGGCACGGCGAGGUGCAGCAGGUUGGAAGCUGCUCACUCUCAGAGGUGCCCCAGCUGCUGCAGCCCCACUCUCCAAAAGAAAAGCACCAAGGCCUGGCCCUUCCUCAGGGCGGGAGUUUGGGAAGAAAAUGAGCUGUGGAAAGACAUUGCCUUCCCAAGGUGUUUCCAAAAGGAAGCAGCAUGGGCACUCUUGGUGCACCGCCCCGCAGCCACUGAUGUAUGAAUGCUUUGCCUACCCUGACUGCUGCUUGCCCUCAGGAAAGGAGGUGUCAAGGGGCAGUCUCCUGCAAGCUCAGAGAGGAAGGAGGCCUUCUAUUCAUUACAUUAGAUGACUAUAUGAAUGUCAUAUUCCUUUCUGACCAUAGACAUCUAUAAAGCUUGGGUGGUCCCUUCCUCUUAGGAGUGGGAUGCAAUACUUGCUCACAGGAGCUGACAAGGAAAUUGGUCCAUGUGAUAAACUGGAUUGGGCAGUCCCUGUACAAGGGUGUAGUGCUAGUUGUCCUAGUUAUGUCCUCUCCCAAGAUCUUGCCCACUCCCAACCUCCUAAUGGGGGGAAAAUUCAAGUAACAGCACUGAUGCUGUGCCAGCACUGCUCAGCAGUAGCCAAAAAACUCGCUCUGUUAUCAACACCUUUCUAGCUGCAAAGCACAGCACUGUGAGGGCUGCUGUUGGGAAAAUGAACUCCAUCUCAGCCAGACUCAAUACAAGGGGUGACCUGAAAAAGGGGCACUGGCAGUAUCCCCUCCCUGUUGGACUGUAAAACGAGACUGGAGGCCUUGGCACUUUGGCCACAUUUCCUUUCUCUGCUGUCUUUUCUCCUGAGUGUUGCUAACAGAACAUGCACAGUCUGCAGGGGCUGGGCUUGAAGGUCGUGGGAGUCAUUUGCCAGAGGAAAACCAGGAGGGAAACCACGGCCCAGCUUUCUUCUCUUUCUUCUAUUUCAUUUCCUUAUUAUUAAUUUCUGUUGGAUUUUGCUUCUACCUGACAUUUCCCAUGGCAACUGCUGCAUUUUCCAGGCAUCUCAGUGUUGGUUUGGCGUGAGGGGUCCUGAACAAAUCCCACCAGGAGCUAUCACCCUGCAUGACUUUUUCACAGCUGUCUCUCUUUCUGGGGAAGUCAAACCUUUUUUUCUGCAUGUUUUAAUUAUAUGUUCUUCACAUUGCAAUUUCAACAUAUCACUCUCUCUGACAGAUACACCAUCACCUUGAUUUACACUAAUAUAUCUCUCCUUACACAGAGGAGGAAAUGAGAAAGUAAUGAGGAAAUGAGAAAGUAAUGGUCAUAUUUCAAAACCACCUACAGUGCAGGUGGCAUAAAGUCUUGUCUGACAAUUAUAUUUGAAAGUAGAAAUUUAAAUGAAAUCACUUUAGUAUUUAGCAAUUGACCAACUUCAGAUUAUAUAGCAAGCAGUUUAGCAUAAGGAGGUAAGCAGGCUGCAAUAUUUCAGUUUCUGGGCCCCACUGAGGGCUGUUUAAUUCUACCAUAGCACAGUUGAAAACUUUGUCCAAAAAAAAAAUCCAGGAAAAUGUACAUUUUUUAAUGUAGCUGUUCUUCAUUCUUGUCAGGGCCCUGAGGGCACAAAUAAGCCUUUAUGCCCUGCCCAGCUCCGCAUCCUGGGCUCCAAAACCCUCCUUUUGGCUCAGUGCAGGGCCAUCAGUCCCUGCCUGGGCUGUGCUAGAGAUGAGGAGCCCCCAUGGGCACAGUCCCAUCCCUAGGGGAGCUUCCCUGCUAAUGCUGCAUCCUACAAGUCUUCUUUUGCAUUUUUCUACUAGCAUGUGCUCCUGUACAAAUAUUUAACAAACAUAAAAUAGCUAUGAAAUGGUAUUGAUACAGGUGUGAUACGAUGGGCAGAAGAGCACAAACUGCAAGUUGUGCAAUGGGCUCUGUGAGAAAUCUCUGUAUCUGUAGGGGUUGACCAAGGAAGGGUUUCAGGGUCAGCCCCUGCCUGGCCCAGCCCUGUCUGGGACAGCCAGAGUGAAGACCUUGGUUCUUGGCUUUCCCUCAUUUGCACAGCAGCACAGCUCACUCUCUACUUCAUACUCCUUUCUUUCUCCCAACUUUGUGGGACUUGGAGUAAGUCUUAAUACAAACGAAGAUGCUGUUUAAUGUGAGGAGCUUUGUCAGCAUUGCAAAACUAACAGGGACCAGGAAGCAGCUGCUGCGACAGUUCUGGUAUGGGCGACCAGCUCAAAUGAAUGUUCAUCUGAAAGGUCAGGACCUCCUUACUCUACAGAACUACACAGCAGAUGAGCUGAAGUAUUUGCUGUGGAUGGCCUCAGAUUUGAAACAAAGGAUAAAGUACAAAGGAGAGUAUUUACCUUUGAUGCAAGGAAAAUCUUUGGCCAUGAUUUUUGAGAAGAGAAGCACAAGAACAAGAUUAUCUGCAGAAACAGGAUUUGCUCUCCUUGGAGGACAUCCUUCCUUCCUUACAACACAAGACAUACAUCUGGGCACUAAUGAGAGUCUCACAGAUACAGUGAGGGUGCUGUCCAGCAUGACAAAUGCAAUCUUGGCUCGAGUUUAUAAGCAUAAUGAUCUGGACCUAAUGGCAAAAGAAUCCACGAUCCCAAUAAUCAAUGGACUGUCCGAUUUAUAUCACCCUCUCCAGAUUUUAGCUGAUUACCUAACCCUUCAGGAGCACUAUGGUGGGCUGAAUGGACUCACUAUCACCUGGAUUGGGGAUGGAAACAAUGUCCUCCACUCCAUCAUGACAAGUGCUGCAAAGCUGGGAAUGCACCUGCGUAUUGCCACUCCCAAGGGCUUUGAACCAGACCUCAGAAUAACUAAAAUAACUGAACAAUACUCUGAAGAGUAUGGUACCAAGUUUCUUCUGACAACAGAUCCUUUAGAAGCUGCAGACGGUGCUAAUGUCUUAGUUACAGACACAUGGAUAAGUAUGGGACAAGAAGAGGAAAAGAAAGAAAGACUAAAGGCCUUUCAAGGUUAUCAAAUUACAAUGCAGACUGCAAAAUCUGCUGCUUCCAACUGGACUUUUUUACAUUGUUUACCCAGAAAACCCGAAGAAGUUGAUGAUGAAGUAUUUUAUUCCCCACGGUCAUUGGUUUUUCAGGAGGCUGAAAACAGAAAAUGGACAAUUAUGGCUGCCAUGGUUUCCCUGCUGACAGAUUACUCACCACAGCUACAAAAACCUACAUUUUGAUGCUUGGAUUCCUACCAGGAGAAAAAUAGUCUUCAUUGGCAGAAUAUUUUGGUCCUCAAACACGUAGACCUUCUUCAGAAAGGAUCAAGGCAAUGAAUGAUAUUUUAAUAAAACCACAUAGUUUGAUGUAUAACGUUGCAUUACAUUCGUGAAAAUGUUCAAGACAACAGACACAAUUUCAGAAGCUGCUUUUCACCUGGAUGCUCCAAGCUGGCUGUCCUAGUGAUCAGCAUCACGGAAAACAUUCCAAGGUCGUACCUUAAUGAUUGGGUCUACUGGCAGCAUAGGCAUGGCACAGUUUACACGUAGCUGUGUUUGAACUUGUGUGGUGUGAUAUGACAGACAUAAACUUCUCUCCAAACCUGUGCCUUUCACUGCCUAUUUUGGGAAGUGUGCAGGAGAAGCAGUGCUUCAGUUUGCCUUGGUUUCCUGGGUACCCUGGCUCCUGUUUCUGUCCUCCAGCCAACCUCUAAACCCCACUUCUGUUUGACACCAAAAAUAUAGAGACCUUGGGAGUAUUAUCUUCCUCCAUGACAUUCCUGUGGGCUGGCACAGGGGGAUAUUGCUGUAGAGUUGGAAUACAGCAGUUUCCAGAGUUGGAUACAGCAGAGAUGGAUGGCUGGAAGGAACUGGUUCAAUCUUUGCCUAUCUGCCCUAGACUCUCAUUCCCUAAACAAAAUUCUGGCUAAAGAAGCAAAUUUUCUAUUUCCUUUUUUUUUUUUCCUAAGCAGACAUGAGGGGCACCACAUGAUGAAACUUAUGCAGCUCCCUUGCAGAAAGAAUUUACUGCAUUUUGUCUGGCACUGUAAGACAGCGUACAUUUCAGAUAAUCCUUCUCAGUAAUAAACAG
Messenger RNA from Pseudopipra pipra, 6020 nucleotides. RefSeq names its product ornithine transcarbamylase (gene OTC). The record is from RefSeq and is a predicted model, not a curated record. Bases 4106 to 5170 code for a protein of 354 amino acids. Gene Ontology annotation, cellular component: mitochondrion. The transcript has 10 exons. Gene Ontology annotation, molecular function: ornithine carbamoyltransferase activity; amino acid binding. NCBI's taxonomy places the organism in Eukaryota, Metazoa, Chordata, Aves, Passeriformes, Pipridae. Gene Ontology annotation, biological process: L-citrulline biosynthetic process.